AUGAUGCAAACAUGGUUGAGGAAUCAGGAUAAUCUCUUCCCACUUUCAAGAAUUAGUUGGACGUCAAAAGAUGUUCAGAUCUCAGAUUCCUCAACUGGGCAAGGUUAUCGAUUGAAUUUGGAGACAGCAGCUCUUCUAACUAUUAAUUCAUUGACGAUGACUUUGCUAACAUCGAGAUCCCCAAACUUCACUGGGGUACAAAUGCUUGUCACGAUGGAUAUUCCAUUAUGUUGGGUGUCGCGAAGUGAAUUUGGAAGAGCAGCCGUGCAAAGGAGUGAAAUUCCAGCUAGUGUCCUACGUGAUGCAGUAGGACAAUUUUUUUGUGGUAUAUGCAAUGGAUCGUUUGCAUCUACAAUUGGAAGUGCCUGUUUCAGUGAAUGA
Thelazia callipaeda (thelaziosis nematode) is the source of this 381-nucleotide messenger RNA. NCBI's taxonomy places the organism in Eukaryota, Metazoa, Nematoda, Chromadorea, Rhabditida, Thelaziidae. The record is from the annotation of a GenBank genome assembly.